GGGGGUUCAGUCUCUUUGGAGUUCUGGCCAGGCGGAGCUAGCAGACGGUGUGCGUGUGCCCGCUUCGUGUCUCGUUGAAUCCUCGGCGCCAACUACCUUGUUUACAGUGUGUGUUUGUGUCUCAGUUUCCUCCGAGAACCGCAAAAAUGUCUUCCAAGGCGGUUGUCUCCUCCAGCAAAAUCUCUAAGAUUUCUUCAUCCAGUUCUAGAACUCAGGUGAUCUCCUCCUCGUCAUCAUCUCAGAAAGUGUCCUCGAAGACCUACUCUUACCGCGCUGGAGCGGCACCCGAUGACAGCAAUGUUACCAUCGAGUACAUCACCGACAUCAGCAACAUCUCCCGCAUGGAGGACAAGAUCCGCCUGCUUAUGGAGGACAUCGAGUACGAGAGGGAACUCAGGCAGAGGGUUGAACGAGAGAAGGCUGACCUCAGUGUUCAAGUGAUCCAACUCUCAGAACGAAUUGAGGAGGUCGAAGCAGGCGCCGAUGGACAGAUUGAGAUCAACAAGAAGCGGGACGCGGAGCUGGCCAAGCUGCGGAAGCUGUUGGAGGAUGUGCAUCUGGAGAGCGAGCAGACCCACCACAUGCUCAAGAAGAAACAUCAGGAAGCGGUCAUCGACUUCCAGGACCAGAUCGACAUUCUCACUAAAGUUAAAACUAAGAUUGAGAAGGAGAAGGCAAAGUACCAGCAGGAGGCCCUGGAGUUCUCAGACCAGCUGGAGAAGGUAACUCUCGAGUCUGCGAACUACCACAAGACCAUUAAGAGCUUGAGCAUCACCAUCCAGGAGCUGAACAUCAAGAUCGAGGAGCUGAACCGCACCAUCGUCGACAUCACCUCCUCCAAGCAGCGCCUCAGUGUGGAGAACGUGGAGCUGACCAAGAGCGUCCAGGAACUGAAGGUCAAGAUUGAAGAGGUCAACUACACUCUGCGCUCCAGCGGCAACACCCUGGAGGAAUACAGGAGGAAAUUCGACGCCGAAGAAGCACGCCGUCGUAAGCUGGAGAGCGAAAUCAGCGCCCUCGCCAACGAACUCAAUUCUCUCAGGAGGUCCUACGAGGAGGAGUGCGAGCUCCGCAUCGACAUCGAGCGCAAGUUCAGCAGCGAGUCGGCUCUCGUCCUUCAGUACAAGAGCAAGUACGAGCAGGAGUGUCGCGCUCACCACGAGGACGUCGAGGAGAUCAAGAAGAAGUUGCACAUCAGGAUCGUGGAGCUGGAGGAGCAUUGCAGCAGUCUCUCGCAGAAGGUCACCGCCCUCGAGAAGCAGAAGAGCCGCCUCUCACAGGAGAUCGAGAUCAUGAUCCUUGACCUUGAGAAGGCCAACGCCAACCACCGCGAAGUGAAGGCGCGACUGGAAACAGUGGACCGCGAAUACAAGACGUUGCUGGUGAAAUACGAGGAACUAAACCUGUUGUACGAGCAGACGAGCAGGGACCUCAAGGUGCGUGUGGCUGAGUACAACAAGGUCUCCAGCGAAUACGAGCACGUCAAGGAACUGUAUGAGAAGGUCUCCCUCGACUACAAGAAGGUCAAUGCUGAGAACAGUGAACUGAAGGGUUCAGUGGGCGACCUGGCUCGCCUCAAGCAUGACCUUGAGCAGGAGAUCCGUCGCCUGGAAGCUGAGAGGAACGAGCUGGCCAACGCUCUCCACGAGUCUGACAAUGCCCGCAAGGAGGAAGAGCACCGCUUCAUCAAGAUCAGCAACGAAUACCAGAGCUACCGCGUGGAAAUCGAGAAGCGCCUUCACAUCCGCGAGGAGGAGCUCGAGUCCCUCCGCAAGCAGAUGGCCAUCGAAGUGGACAACCUCAACGCCCGGGUGAUCGAGGCCGAGACCCGCCUUAAGUCCGAGGUGACCAAGAUCAAGAAGAAGAUGCAGAUCACCAUCACAGAGCUCGAGAUGAGCCUCGACACCACCAACAAGUCCAACAUCGACCUCCAGAAGACCGUCAAGAAGCAGGCCAUCUCCCUCCAGGAGCUACAAGCCCACUACGACGAGCUCCAGCGACAGCUCCAGCAGACCCUGGACCAGUAUGGUGUGGCCCAGCGCCGCAUCCAAGCUCUCACAGCAGAGUACGAGGAAGCCCGCGCCAACUUCGACGCUGCCAUCCGCGCCCGCCGCUCUGCAGAGUUGCAGUACGAGGAAGCCUCCGCCCGCCUCAAGGACCUCACCACCAUCAACGUCAACAUCAGCAACGCCAAGGCCAAGCUGGAGCAGGAGCUCUGUGUCAUCGCCGGGGACUACGACGAAGUCAGCAAGGAACUCAGGCUGAGCGAAGAGAGACUCAGCAAGACCACCAUCGAGCUGAAGAGGUCCAUCGAACUCCUGCACGAAGAACAGGAGCGUUAUGUCAAGAUCGAGUCCAUCAAGAAGUCCCUCGAGGUCGAAGUCAAGAACCUCACCAUUCGCAUCGAGAACGUCGAAGCCAAUGCCCUGGCCAGCACCAAGAGGAUGGUAUCCAAACUCGAGGCCCGGGUUCACGACCUGGAGCUGUCCCUGGACGAGGAGCAGCGUCGUCACCAGGAGACCAUCAAGAUCCUGAGGAAGAAGGAACGCAACGUGAAGGAACUGGUUCUGCAGUGCGAGGAGGACCACAAGAAUAUCCAGAUCCUGCAGGAGACCCUCGACAAGACCUACGAGAAGAUCAACAUCUACAAGCGCCAGCUCAACGAACAGGAGUCUGUGUCGUCGACCAACUUGACCCGCGUGCGCAGGUUCCAGCGCGAGUUGGAGGCGGCUGAGGAACGCGCAGAGACCGCCGAGAGCAACCUGUCGAUGAUCCGCGCCAAGCACCGCACCUUCGUCACCUGCCAGACGACGCAGCUGCCCGGAGGAGAGACUGUGGUGGUGAAGGAGACUAUCACCCAGAACUAGAGGGCUUCAGAGCUUCAAGUCACCCUUACAUACCCCCCACUUCAAUAACAAUAUACCGUGUCUAUUGUCUUAAUCGUGAUAGACAUUGUCAGAAUUAUCUCUCUCUUGCUAAGAGAUUUUUUAAUUUAAGAAUCUAUUAAUGUUAAAAUUACUUUAAUACUAACUUGAGAAAAUGUAAGACGAAUCUUCUAUGGGAUGUAAUAUCGACCUAUAUACAUUGUAACCCAAAACACACUGUAAUUCAUCCUCAGACUUAUGUAUUUAAUUUGUUUGUAAAUAAUUGGAUGUAAUAAAUGAUUUGUCAUACAGCAACGCGUGUGAGUACUAUAGCUUAAGGAACCCGCGAUGCAAUGGGUUGGUAUGGGACAACGCGAGUCUUCAGCGGCCACCGGUGUUGAGCUCGGGGGAGCAAUUCGGAGAUACAAGAGAAAGUCCCAACAGAGUCUACCCUGAAGGCGGGAAGCUCUCUCCCAGGCGGGAAGCUUCCUCUUAGGGGGUUCAUGUCUGCUCCACGGACUUUUAGAGUUUAAACCAUCGCCAGGGAGACUCUAUAUGAACAAUAUUAAGCUCGUUGAAGAGAUAUUUGUCUAGCAUUUCUCGAAUUAUUGCUGCAUUGAAUUCAGGAUAAUGGUACAAUGCUAUAAUUAGCACUCUGUGUCAAUCAUGUUGAGCCUUUUAACCUUGAACUUUUGUGGUCAUUAGGUGGACCUUGAAUUAUUUUGGGUCAUUACAAAAUGGGCCUUGACCCAUGUGGGUCAUUACGAGGUUGACCUUUUGGGUCACUACGAAGUGUAGCUUUAACCUCUUGGAUCAUUACGAGGUGUUCCUUGAAACUGGUGGGCCAAUACAUCUUGAGCCAUGAGAGUCAUUAUGAGGCAGACCUUGAAUCUUGAGGGUCACUACACGGUGAACUUUGAACCUUGUAGGUCAUUACAAGGUGUUCUUUGAACCUUGUGGGUUAUUGCAGUGAACUUUGAUUCUUAUGUCGUUAUAAGAACCAAUCUGAACCUUGAGCACCAUUACAAGGUUGACCUUAUGUAGGCCUACCAUUACAAGGUGUACCUGGACCCUUGUCGAUCGAUCAACAAGGAGAGUGGCCAAUACCCUGGAGGUAAUGUAGCAUGAUGGGCCGGGAUACUACGACCACUGACUCUGGAACACCACAACCCCGAGGUCUUCCCCCCAAGGUUCCGCCUCCGCCCCCAGGCUGGGGUCUAUUGGGGCUGGUGCGGACACCUUACUGGGACUUUCCUCCACCAUCAGUGCUAAUAUAAAGCUCUGGGUUUAUGGAGGGUUGGAGUCAGAGCGCGUCGAGUAGUGUGGCUGGGAUGUAAACACACUCUUGCCCACAGCGCCCGACCUCAACACUGGAUGUCUCUAGACACGCGCACUUCGCUGAAAUUUAUAUUCAACUUUGCAAUAAAUCGCAUUUUGGCUUGCAGGUGAAUGCACGGGUGCUUAGUAGUGAAUCGAUACGCUAAUUAAAUAGAUCAGAGGUUACGGCCAGCCAGGGAAGGCGGGUCCCUCAGACUCUUCGUUCCCAACGUUCGUACCAACACGACUUUUAAAUUAGAUCACAUAUUUCAGAUACACAGCGAUCAGUCCAAUGUACGUUGGUCACAGGUGUUCUACUGCAACGUAUUGCAUUAAAUCUUAGGUACUCAUAUUUUGGUUCAAAUAUAAACGGGAUUACACUUGUAACUUGUAUAUGGAUUCAGAUGAUUCGUAUCCUAAUAUUUGAACCUUGACUCCGUGACAAACCAACAAUUUUUUUGUAUGCAUGCAUCGUUUAUGUAAUAUUACCAAAGAAUUCGGAUUUAUGAAUAUUUUAACUCAAUUUUUAAUCUGGAUUCCACCUCUUUAUAUCUAAGAAUACUUUCUUAAACGUCUAAUAGCCAAUCUCUACGGCUUAUAGUUUCCCAAGGCCGCUCUGGAGUGUAUGAAUCUACUUUCAAUUGUUAAUCUUGAACAAGCACUGCUGAUUUAGAGCAAAAUCUAAUGAUAUACAGAUUAUUUAUAUUGAACGAUAAAGCAGGAGAAUGACAAAUUGGAGACAGUGAAUAUCCUCAUUUUUAGGAAAACAAGAAAUUAAACAACGAGGUCUCUUUGUUGUAGUGGUGAACAGGACACCGCCACAGGUAGUGUGCGACGACGAAGCUAGCGUUUCCCAGUGUCUCUGUGUCACGGUGUCUGUCACAGUCUGUGUCAGUCUGUGUCACAGUCUGUGUGUCACAGUCUGUGUGUCACAGUGUCUGUGUGUCACGGUGUCUGUGUGUGUCACAGUGUCUGUGUCUAUGUGUGAAUGCCACAGUGUGUCUCACAGCGUCUGUGUCUCACAGUAUCUGUGUGUCAAUGUGGCACAGUGUUUGUGUGGUCACAGACGCAGUGUUAGUCUCCCCGUAUAUCUCUCUUUCUCUCAAACUUUCUCACAACAGGCUUCCCGGGGUACACAGCCUUAGUCGCGCAAGUGGUGUUUAUUUGUGUAUUGUAAAGCUACUAAUGAUCCUGUGGGGUCAACAAAAAAAUAAAGAAAGUCAAUAAAAGAGCUUAGUCUUCC
Procambarus clarkii (red swamp crayfish) is the source of this 5424-nucleotide messenger RNA. Its product is annotated as paramyosin, long form. The record is from RefSeq and is a predicted model, not a curated record. Gene Ontology annotation, cellular component: myosin filament; cytoplasm; myosin II complex. Gene Ontology annotation, molecular function: actin filament binding; microfilament motor activity. Lineage: Eukaryota; Metazoa; Arthropoda; Malacostraca; Decapoda; Cambaridae.